CAUACCUCCAACACCAUUGCCCCUGUCCGCCCUUUGCCUGCAGCACGGACUGUUGGGCGCGUCCCAGAAAAAUCUGUCAGGCUGACACCGGACGGGCAACGCACCCAACACUGACCCAAUCAUUCGGGCGCCAAAACAUUUGCCAUUAAAUAACCCGCGCCGCUCGCAUUAUCGUGGCAACCAGCCCCGGCCAGCCAGUUCCAAGCUCACUUCGGCCGUCGCCUCCCUUGCUUACCAAGCACUGGCAAGGAAAGCCUCGGCCUACCUCCACCCGUGCUCCACCACAAUGGAGGCUCCUCUCCUCCUCCCCGUUUCCACCGCCGCCGCCACCUCCUCGUCCUCCGUCGACAUCGACGACAUCACCGUCGACGCUGCCCCGGCCCCUCCGGCGGCGCCCUCCUCCACACCACCUUCCACGCAAAGCAUCGUCUUCCGCGUCGUGGCCGUGAUCGCAGUGGCGUGCGCGUCCCUGUUCGCGCAGCACGAGGCCGCCAGGGGCUUCGGCAUCGACGUCGUGAGCGCGGGCGGCGCUGGCGCCGGCGCCGACGGCCGCCGGUUCGACCUCUUCUUCGUGUCCAACGGCCGCGCCGAGCGCAUCCUGCUCCACGCCAGCCGCGGCGUGGAGCGCGCGCUCUUCCCGGACGCGUCGUUCCCGCGCAAGGAGGUCCGGCGCGUCACCGUCAAGAUGGCCGGGUACAACCUCACCGCGGGCGCCACGGUGGACGCCGCCGCGGCGCCCGGCGAGUACGUCGUCUCCCUGAGCCCCGCGCUCGUGUCCGGCACCGGCACCGGCGCGGACGCCGCCGACGCCGUGGCCGCCGCGGUGCGCCGCGCCGUCGCGCGCAUGUGGCUGUGGGACGGCCGCGGCGCCGCGCCCGCGCGCGUGACCGAGGCCAUGGUGGAGUACCUCGUCUCCGCCGCCGAGGUAGCGGCGUCGGCGCCUCUGUCGUCGUCAGAGGAGGAAGACGGGGAGCCCCGGUGCAUGUCGGCACGGUUCCUGAGGCACCUCGAGGGCCAGCGCGAGGGCUUCGUCGCCCGGCUGAACCGGGCGAUGAGGGACCGGUGGAGCGACGUCGCCGUGGACGCGGCGCUCGGCACGCCGGCGCGCCACGCCUGCGCGGCCUACCGCACGGCGACGACGUCGUCAUCGACCGGCCAGCAGGACCCCGCCACCACCCCUCUGGCCGCCUCCACGUCCGACGCCACCCGUGGGUCCAGCGUGGCAACGUGAGGCUCGGGAAGCAAGGGCAGUUCCGGUAUUGUACACGCCCAUGUGCGCCAGUAGUUGGAGUUGCUCUUGAGUCACUAACGUGUGGGUCCGGUCCCACAUGUCAGUGACCCAACUGCAGACAAUAGUACUGCAGAGGAACCACCUCCGUGCGCCGGCGUCCGUUGUAUAUUAAACCCGCCAUUAGCAUCGGUUAAGCGCGGGGUGUGGGCCAUGCCCGCGGCCCUAAUCGUGGCCGGAGGUGAGUGAGUGGUCGCAGUCACCGUAGUUUCUUACGCAUUGUAGAUGGCUUGUAAUGAUCCUGUAGUGUGAUUAUGAUCGUACCAAUGUGAUGUGAGGAACAGAUUUUUUGUCUGUAGACGUGGGUGAUCGUGGUGGUUGAUAAUGAUACGAGGAAGGUUCUAGGGCACCUUAUUUUGUGACCAAA
This is a messenger RNA of Setaria italica (foxtail millet), 1655 nucleotides long. RefSeq lists its product as uncharacterized. NCBI's taxonomy places the organism in Eukaryota, Viridiplantae, Streptophyta, Magnoliopsida, Poales, Poaceae. Bases 287 to 1231 code for a protein of 314 amino acids. The transcript has a single exon. The record is from RefSeq and is a predicted model, not a curated record.